AUGAUAAGAUCUUUCGGUGCUCAGCCAAUUUUUAUCAACCAAUUAAAGCGGUUAACACUCAAUCCAAUUAAGCUCAGCAGAAAUAGACUUUUUAGUAGUGGGCAGGUCCCUCGUAUUAGAAAAUUACCAAUUUUCAGUCCUAAAAUGGCAGGAUACGCUACUGCGACCUCAAUUGCCUUGAUUUUACCAACCAUCAAUACCGGAAAUAUUAUCCGCAACGAUACAAUUCUAGACGUCAAGCAGCGCAAUUCGCUACCUGAAGAAAUCGGCUUGCCCACACAGAGAAGGUCUCGCUUGAAUGGCAAGCUGGAUUACAGGCAACUUUGUUUAGGAUCGCUCUUGGGUGUCUUUGUCGGAAUUGUAGUAGGAAAAAUCUCUUCAUUUUUGGUAUUUGUGACAGCGUGUGGUUUGCUAAGUCUGCAAUGGAUGCAGAAUAGGGGUCUGGUAAGUAAAAACGCCACAGUGGGUCUUUCGAAAUACGUGAUCAGUACGGGCAAAGAAACUGUGGAUCUUAACACCUUAGUGUGGGAAAAGCCUAGUUUCAAAAUUUCGUUUCUCCUCACAUUCGUUCUGGCGGCAAUCAACAUAUGA
This is a messenger RNA of Lachancea fermentati, 591 nucleotides long. Lineage: Eukaryota; Fungi; Ascomycota; Saccharomycetes; Saccharomycetales; Saccharomycetaceae. The record is from the annotation of a GenBank genome assembly.